This is a messenger RNA of Rotaria sp. Silwood1, 450 nucleotides long. Lineage: Eukaryota; Metazoa; Rotifera; Eurotatoria; Philodinida; Philodinidae. The record is from the annotation of a GenBank genome assembly.
AUGGCUGCUUGGAACAGUGGACUUUUUGAUUGUUUCAACGACUGUGGUAUUUGUCUGUAUGGCUAUUGUUGUACACCGUGUCUAUUUGGAGAAAAUGCGGAAAGAAUUGAUGGCAGUAGUUGUUGUGGCUCAUGUUGUUUAUGGUACCUGCUAUCAGGAUUUAGUUUAUGUUGUCUAAUACAUAUGAGCAAACGGCGAGCUUUACGUAAUCGUUUUAGUCUUGAAGAAGAUUGUAAUGAUUGUCUAGCAACAACAUUUUGUGCUCCAUGUGCAAUUUGUCAAGAAGCACGUGAACUUAAAUAUCGUUCAGUUGCUUCUCCAGUUUUAGCAUCAGCACCAGUUUUAGUAACACAACCAAUGGGUAUGAAUAUGCAUUCACCAUUUGGACAACCAGUAAAUGUGCCACCUACAUAUGAACAAUCUGGAAUGGUGAAACAAGGACCAUAUUAA